Messenger RNA from Helianthus annuus (common sunflower), 1282 nucleotides. RefSeq lists its product as uncharacterized. The coding region runs from base 2 to 1090 and encodes 362 amino acids. Lineage: Eukaryota; Viridiplantae; Streptophyta; Magnoliopsida; Asterales; Asteraceae. The record is from RefSeq and is a predicted model, not a curated record. The transcript has 2 exons.
CAUGGCUGACAAGCAGCCCUCUUCAGCCGAUAACCCCACAAAACCUCUACAUCCAGUCUACACAGUCACGAACAUACAAAACAAAGUUCGUGUCUUAGACGGCGACAAAGUCACCUACUCCGAUUGGGUGAAACUAUUCAAACUCCACGCCCUUGCCUACGAUGUUCUGUCCCAUAUUGAUGGCUCCGCACCACCGUCCUCAACUGAUCCGACUUACGAGUCGUGGUCGAAGAUUGACGCCAUUGUCCUACAAUGGAUACUUGGCACUUUAUCGGAUGCUUAUGUUAAACGUGUUAUUGAUAAUGUAGGUACAACACAACAAGCGUGGGAUAGGCUUCACAGGGUUUUCCUCAACAACAAAAAUGCACGUGCCGCCACUCUCGAACAUGCCUUCACUACAACUACCAUGGCCUCCUGCUCGUCUUUCAAUGACUACUUCCAACGCAUGAAAGACCUCGCUGACCAACUCAAUGAUGUUGAUCACCCGGUAAACGAAUCCCGUUUAGUCCUCCAAAUGGUUACCGGUUUACCGCAAGAGUACGACACUGUCGCCUCCUUUAUCACCCAAGCCGAAAAAUCUUGGGAUGAUGUCCGUGAUAUGAUUGAACGCGAACAGCGUCGCCAAGCCGCUAGGCAAUCUAUACACGCGGCUCUCUCAAUUACCAAUGCUGCACCAAACCAAAACACACCUCCCACUCCAUCACCGAACCCGACCCCUCCUCCACCUUACCACCCCGCUCAAACCUAUGACACCCGCAACCACACUCAAUCCCAAAACCGUGGCCGAGGCCGCCAACCCACCCCCGAACCACUCUGGCUACGGCCUCACCCAUCCAACCAUACCCUACACCUUUCCUGCCCCACCCGAGUACCAAACAAAUCCACCGGUGGACCCUCUCCAACCAACCGAGCUUGGCACUGCUUUAUCCGCCUUAACUAUCAACUCACCAGUGCCAAUGUGGAAUAUGGAUACGGGUGCUUCUUCACAUCUCACCGCGGACCCAGGAUCUCAAGACUGGACAACCUCUUUCACGCCAUGAUAGCACCGGUGACCUUUACCCAUUCACCCCACCUCGUCAAGUCCUUUUAGUAGCUGAAUCAAAUAAGUGGCACGAUCGUCUUGGACAUCCUGGCACACAAGUUUUAAAAUUUCUUUCUAGCAUUUUUCAUAUUCCUUGUAAUGAACAAUCGUUUGGUUUUUGUGACUCUUGCCAUUUAUCUAACAGUAAACGGCUUUCUUUUGUUGGUUCAAAUUCCUUUACAUAUGCUCCAUUUGAUAUAA